UAUAAAGUAGCGGCGCAUUGCGGCGGAGCGUCACAAUCCUCUUGCUUCUCUCGAACGAAGGAUACCUGUCAGCCGAGCAACAUGUCUGGUCGUGGAAAGGGUGGCAAAGUCAAGGGAAAGGCGAAGUCUCGUUCCAACAGGGCGGGACUGCAGUUCCCCGUGGGCCGUAUUCACCGAUUGCUGAGGAAGGGAAACUACGCCGAGCGCGUUGGCGCCGGUGCACCGGUCUACCUGGCUGCGGUUAUGGAAUAUCUUGCCGCUGAAGUAUUGGAGUUGGCCGGCAACGCCGCCCGUGACAACAAGAAGACCAGGAUCAUUCCCCGUCACUUGCAACUCGCCAUCCGCAACGACGAGGAGUUGAACAAGCUGUUGUCCGGCGUGACCAUUGCCCAGGGUGGCGUCCUUCCGAACAUCCAGGCCGUGUUGCUACCCAAGAAGACUGAGAAGAAAGCAUAAUUAUAAUCCGGCAUCCAUCACAAAUGGCCCUUUUCAGGGCCACAAAAUUUUAUGACGAAGGAACAGUCUUGUUUAGCAUCCUUAACCUUAAGUGUUUUCGUACUAUUUUCCGUUUUCUCUUUUACAACUUUAAAAAUGAUGCUUUGCACACAUAGUAGAUUAGUAGUCCUGUGUGAAAUCGAUUUCAACAUUGCACACGUAUUGUUACUUGUUCAAUAGAAUAUCCGUGAAGAUUUUCGUAUAUAAGGUUAGAAAAUUGGCUCGGUGCUCUUCGUUCUUAUUUUAUUUAGAAAUUUAAUAUCUUCAGUUCGAUACCUUUAUGCCCGUUUCUACCAGCGCAGCUUAACUUUAAUCUCUGUUCAACUUUACAUCUUUUUCUAGUUUUACGAAUAUGAGAGAUAAGUAAUUUAUACGGAGAUCAAAGUUAUUUGUAUUGGGGGUAGAAACGAACGUUAUAGAAGUGCUUUUAUACAAAUGUGGAUUAUGUUUUCUAUAACGUUAUUUCUCUAAAAUUGAUUGUGCUCGGCUUGUAAAUUUAGGUAACAUGGUAUAUGAGAUUUAAACCUUUGCAGUUGCUUGUGUCUCACUUGCGUUUAUAUAUUUAUCCAGUAAAAUAUCGGGAAACGGCUUCAUAUUCGACUAAGGCACAUCAUGUGAGCACAAUGUAUCACGAAAUGGCGUUGGAAGAGAAGUGUUCCUGCCAUUGUUUUCAUCAAAUAUCGUACAAAGAAACGCGACUAUUCCGUACCGCUUACACAAUGUUUAUACCAUGAAUUUAAUUGUAAUAUUUAUUUAGAGAGAAUCGCGCGCUACACAUACUCUGGACAAUAAAAUUGUUCUCAUCAUAAUUAGUAAAAAUAGCUAAUUGUAAGAUUAGACAGUGCUUCAUGAAAUACGAUUCGUUUAAUUUACGUCUUGAAUUUCAUCGCGAGAUCGUAUAAUUUUGUUACAAGAUCAUAAUUCGUUUCAAUAUGAUUACAUCGAAAAUACAUGUAAUUUCGUAGCAUGUUCGUUAAAUCAAUUGUUGAA
This is a messenger RNA of Vollenhovia emeryi, 1485 nucleotides long. Its product is annotated as histone H2A. The transcript has a single exon. The record is from RefSeq and is a predicted model, not a curated record. Lineage: Eukaryota; Metazoa; Arthropoda; Insecta; Hymenoptera; Formicidae. The coding region runs from base 82 to 456 and encodes 124 amino acids. Gene Ontology annotation, molecular function: structural constituent of chromatin; DNA binding; protein heterodimerization activity. Gene Ontology annotation, cellular component: nucleosome.